Sphenostylis stenocarpa is the source of this 738-nucleotide messenger RNA. The record is from the annotation of a GenBank genome assembly. Lineage: Eukaryota; Viridiplantae; Streptophyta; Magnoliopsida; Fabales; Fabaceae.
AUGGAAAUCGACGAAGGCAAGGAAAUCGAAGCGAAUGACUACGCGCUCAGCGGCAGGAUAAUGCUAACCGCCAUCGUCGUUCUUUUCGUCGUCAUCGUCAUAAUGCUUUGCCUCCACGUCUACGUCCGCUGCAGCCUUGUUCGCGCUCGCCGCCAGCAAAACAUCCGCCGCAGAAGCAACCGCUCGCAGUUCGUGUUUUACAUCGACCCCGCCGCCCGCAUUGCCCUCACCUCACGCGGCCUCCACACCUCAGUCAUCUCCACGCUCCCGGUCUUCACCUUCUCCGCUUCCACCCAACCGCUGGAAUGCGCGGUUUGCUUGUCGGAGUUUGAGAACGGAGAAACGGGUCGGGUCUUACCCAAAUGCAACCACAGUUUUCACACUGAGUGCAUCGACAUGUGGUUCCAGUCCCACACCACAUGUCCGCUUUGCAGGGCGCCUGUUGAGGCCAUACCCGAGGGAGAAACCCGGUCUGAGGUGACUUUUGUGUGUGAACCUGAACUUGUUCGGGAAGAAGUGGACCAGCCUAGACCGAUAGGUUCUUCUUCGCUGAAUAACGAAAGCUUGGGGCGUGAGACGGAGUCGUCGUUUUGUUCGCAGGUGAGUCGGAUAGUGUCGUUUAAGAGAAUUCUGAGUAGAGAAAAGAAGGGAAGCGUUUCGGGGUGUGUGGUGGAAGGUUGCAGCUCCAUGACCGAGUUAGCCGCUCAACGGGGAGAGUGUGACUCAGUUAGUUGUUGA